AUGGCCGAGCACGAGUCUGAGGUUGCCCAGGUGCACCAGUCUACCGACAAUGUCGAAAAAGUAGCUACUACUGAUGUUGCCGUCUCCGAUGUCGUCGACGAAAAGGCCCCCUUCGCCACCCCCGAUGGAGAGGAGCCCAACGAGGAGGAGAAGCGCACGCUGAAGCGCGUCGCUGAGCACUUGCCCGCCUCUGCCUGGCUGGUCGCCGUCAUCGAGCUGUCCGAGCGAUUCACCUACUACGGUACCCAGGGUAUCUUCCAGAACUACAUUCAGCGUCCUCUCGACGGCAGCGAGGGUCGCGGUGCUCUGGGCAUGGGCCACCAGGGUGCCACCGGUCUUUCCACAUUUUUCCAGUUUUGGUGCUACGUGACUCCUAUUCUUGGUGCCGUUAUUGCUGACCAGUACUUGGGUAAAUACAAGACCAUUGCUGUGUUCUGUGGUGUCUAUAUCGUUGGUCUUCUUAUUCUGCUCCUCACCGCUCUCCCACCCGCCCUUGAACAUGGCUCUGGUCUCGGCGGUUUCAUUGUUGCUAUCAUCGUCAUCGGUCUGGGUACCGGCGGUAUCAAGAGUAACGUCGCUCCCCUGAUUGCCGACCAGUACACGCGCAAGAAGAUGGCCAUCCAGACCAAGCCCAACGGCGAGCGUGUCAUUCUCGACCCCGCAGUGACCGUGCAGCGGAUCUACAUGAUUUUCUACGGUUGUAUCAACGUCGGUUCGCUCUCGCUGCUCGCCACCCCUUACAUGGAGCGCGACAUUGGCUUUUGGUCCGCUUUCUUGCUCUGUCUGUGCAUGUUCCUCGUCGGUACUGGCGCCUUAGUUCUCGGCCGCAAGUACUACGUGGUGCGCCCACCCCAAGGCCAGGUCAUCACUGAUGCUUUCCGCUGCAUGGGUCUCAUGAUCAAGCACUUCAACAUGGAUGCCGCCAAGCCCACCUGGCAAGCUGAGAACGGCUAUAACAGCGUCAGUCGCUGGGACGACCACUUUGUUGACGAGGUGAAGCGUGCCAUUAUUGCCUGCAAGGUCUUUGCUUUCUAUCCUAUCUACUGGGUUGUCUACAAUCAAUUCUCCAACAACUUCGUCACCCAGGCCGGCCAGAUGGAGGCACAUGGAAUUCCCAACGAUUUGAUGCAAAACUUUGAUCCCAUCUCCAUCAUUGUGUUCCUUCCUAUCCUUGAAUUGGCCAUUUACCCUGUUAUGCGCAAGCUGCACAUUCCCUUCAAGCCCAUCACCCGUAUCGCCGUGGGAUUCUGCGUCGCUUCCCUCGCCAUGGUCUACGCCGCCAUUGUACAGCACCUGAUCUACGCCGCCGGCCCUUGCUACGAUUCUCCACUCUGCGAUGCCUCCAUAAUCGAUGGCGUUGCUACGGGCAAUAAAGUCCACAUCGCCAUCCAGACCCCAGCCUACGUGUUGAUCGGUCUCUCCGAGAUUUUCGCUUCCGUGUCUGGCCUCGAGUACGCCUACACCAAGGCUCCUCCUUCCAUGAAAUCGUUUGUCCAGUCCAUGUACCUGUUGACCAACGCCUUCGGAUCUGCCAUUGGCGAGGCCUUGACGCCUGUUGCCUACGACCCAGCCAUCCUGUGGAUGUUUGUCGGCUUGGCCGUUGCUUCCUUCCUUGCUGGUAUUAUCUUCUUCGGCUGCUUCUACAAGUUGAACGCCAAGGAAGAGGAACUGAACGCAUUGGACGCUGACGAGUAUGGCCCGGACCAACACGGUGUGGCUCCUGCUACUCAGGUGGGAAAAUAG
Molecule: messenger RNA, 1743 nt
Organism: Talaromyces rugulosus
Lineage: Eukaryota; Fungi; Ascomycota; Eurotiomycetes; Eurotiales; Trichocomaceae
Exons: 3
Coding region: 1-1743 (580 amino acids)
Biological process (GO): transmembrane transport
Cellular component (GO): plasma membrane; fungal-type vacuole
Molecular function (GO): dipeptide transmembrane transporter activity; tripeptide transmembrane transporter activity
Source: RefSeq, a predicted model, not a curated record